This is a messenger RNA of Fusarium sp. VM40, 1080 nucleotides long. The record is from the annotation of a GenBank genome assembly. NCBI's taxonomy places the organism in Eukaryota, Fungi, Ascomycota, Sordariomycetes, Hypocreales, Nectriaceae.
AUGCCGAACACACCAGAAGCCAAAAACCCAGAGACGUUUCUCAAAGAUCCUCGCUUUUCCCAAACAUUCCAACUCCCAGCGGAUCCUUCCGACGGCCACGGGAGUCUUCAGGUGAAAUACGCCGACUACGGCUAUCACAACCCGACGAGCCCUCAAGAUGAGCACGUCUUGCUUUUCUUUGCGCCACUGUGCGCAUCGCGUAUCUUUCACUGCGCGAAGGACGACUUGGCUAAGAAAUACCGUGUUCGUAUUGUUGUAAUGGAUCGGCCAGGUUUUGGGGGUACGGACGCGGUCAAGUUGGACAAACGCGCAGUUUUAUGUCGAAAAAUGACCUUGGCCCUUCUUCGGCAUCUAGAAAUAAAGCACGUAUCUAUAGCUUGUCACAGCGGAGGAACGAUCUAUGCGCUCGACAUGUUACUCCAUCACCCGGAGAUUCUCCACCCAGAGCGCUCAUACAUCGCCAUAGGAGCACCCUGGAUCUUACCAUCACGCUCUCACCUAUGGUCCACGUCUCUCAUUCAAGCAUUACCAGAUACGAUCAUGGCACAAGCAGACAAGGUCAUUGGUUUCGUAAACGGUACCUUGGGCCCAGUCUUUGCACCGUCGGCUGGGAUUAGCCAGAUCUUCAGAAGUUCAGCUCGGUCUGGACCUGGGGAGGUGGGAGAGAUCAACGCGGAUGCUGCGCUUGAGGAGUCUUUGGAGUCUCAUUUCUUCGGCUUUGUACAUUCGGAGAGUAUCAAGGGAUUCUCGGAUGAGUUGCAGUUUCUCAUGCAGAAGGUUGAGGGAGUAUCUGGAUGGGGUGAUUGGCUUGAUUAUGACGAUUUGAUGCCAAAGUUGGUAGAAGCGCUGAAGGGAGCUGGCAAGCAAUUAACUGUGGAGGUGUUUUAUGCUGAACAAGAUUCUCUGAUUGGGUCACCUGGGGGUCAGGGACCGCAGUGGUUGAACAGUUGCUGGGAGGGUGACAUUGCCAAAGAGAUGGUGACCUACAAGACUAAUACCGUCAAAGGGACGGAUCAUGACACCAUCUGGAGUAUACGCCAAGGUGUCCCAGAAGAGGUACUCAAGAAGGUUGGAUCAUAA